Corythoichthys intestinalis (scribbled pipefish) is the source of this 6985-nucleotide messenger RNA. RefSeq names its product collagen, type VIII, alpha 2 (gene col8a2). NCBI's taxonomy places the organism in Eukaryota, Metazoa, Chordata, Actinopteri, Syngnathiformes, Syngnathidae. The transcript has 3 exons. Gene Ontology annotation, molecular function: protein binding. Bases 726 to 2792 code for a protein of 688 amino acids. The record is from RefSeq and is a predicted model, not a curated record.
AACAAUCCUGUCUGUCUUUUCCCAAAAUAAGCCUGUGGGAGAGUGAUCGAGGAGUAAGCCAGGGAGAUUGGUCCAACGAGGUGCACGGCCCCUGGUUAUAAGACCUGGAAGUGGGAGUGCACCCUGCUCGGACCAUCAGCAUUUAGCUCAAUAUACAUUGCUGACUACCUGACUGAUUAGAAGAGUCUCACUCCAAUUUUGUUCCCUCUCUCUUCCUCUCCAAACCUGCUCCCUCCUACUUUCCAGCCUGGAGUACAGGAGUACAUAGAUUGGGAAGGUGCUCCCCAGACCUCGGUCUGGACCGCUCGAGAAACGCUCAGAGAGGAUUUUCCCUCAUUUCCCCCCCCGCUCUUUCCAUCUCAUCAUAUUAACAUUUGCCAAAAAAGCACAUGGAUUGAAUUUUAUUUUUGGACUGAAUUUUUUUCUAAAGGCCGAGUGCUGCACCUGUGGUUAGAUUAAUUUCCCUUUUUUUUUUUUGUGUGUGUCUUUUUUUCUUCUUCACCGGACUGAUUAAAGGUGCCAGAGGACGUCAUUCCUCUUUUUUGGUGGCUUCAUUGAACAUCUGAUGCCACCCCAUCCCAUGGGAGACACACGUGGCUGAAGGAGGGAGGUAGAAGAGAAGAUCCACCUGAAGAUCACAUCUACCCUCGUGUUGUCUGCCCCCACCCCCCUUGCCGCCGGACACAGUGUAGAGAAAGUUCUUUGUGUAACAUUGGAUACCUGGAAUGCUGUCCACCAUGUUGUUAGUUCCUGUCUGUAUGCUCCUAAUGCUCGGGGGGCAUGUUCUUGCCGGAGGCUACCCGCCCAUGCCUCACAUGAAGUAUAUGCAACCAAUGAUGAAAGGGCCUGUCGGCCCACCUUUCCGAGAGGGAAAGGGGCAUUAUGUUGACAUGCCACCUAUGGUAGAUGUGAAGGGGGAGCCAGGACCCCAAGGUAAGCCUGGACCAAGAGGACCUCCUGGUCCUCCAGGAAUUCCAGGAAAACCUGGACUUGGGAACCCUGGUCUCAACGGGCAGCCAGGUCCCCAAGGCCCUCCUGGCUUUCCAGGAAUUGGUAAACCAGGACUCCCGGGACUACCAGGAAAGAUUGGACCAAAGGGGAUGCCAGGUGUUACUGGUGAGGUUGGUCCUCGUGGUGAACCAGGUCUCAGGGGUCAACCAGGACAGCCAGGACUGCCAGGUCCAGCCGGCCUGUCUCUUAACGGGAAACCUGGGCUUCCAGGCAUUAGGGGACCGCCUGGUUCUCGGGGAGAACCAGGAAUAAAAGGAAUUUCUGGCCCUCCAGGUGAGCGUGGGAUUAAGGGUGAGAAUGGAAAUGGGACACCAGGACCCCCUGGUGUAAGAGGUCCUCCUGGAUUAAAAGGUAGCCCAGGACCACCAGGUCUUCCAGGCAUUGGUAAGCCUGGAGCUAAAGGUUUGCCUGGACUGGGCGGUGCUAAAGGUGAUCAGGGACUUCCAGGGGAUCGAGGGGAACCAGGAGAGGCUGGCCUUCCAGGUCUACAAGGCCAACCGGGUCCCACUGGGAUAGGAAAGCCUGGAAUUGAUGGAUCGCCAGGAGCACCGGGUCUCUUAGGUCAAAAAGGUGAGCAAGGGCUCAGGGGUCCCCCAGGGUUUCCUGGUACACCAGGAUUUGGAAAACCUGGUCUCAAUGGGCCAAAAGGAGAUAAGGGCCACCCUGGGUUAACCGGUCAACCUGGCAACAAGGGAGAACAAGGAAUGGUGGGUCCAACUGGUGAACCGGGUCUUACUGGACAACCAGGACCCCCUGGACUUCAUGGCCCCAUGGGACUCCCGGGAAAACAUGGCAUGCCAGGGGUCAAGGGAGAACUUGGGCCCCAAGGACCUCCAGGGCUGCCUGGUCUCAGGGGUGACCAAGGUCCCAAUGGGAACACAGGAAAACCUGGUAUACCUGGUGACAAAGGCCUUCCUGGACCAAAUGGAGCAAUUGGAAAACCUGGACCCAAAGGUGAAGCAGGACAUAUAGGUCUACCAGGUAAUCCUGGGCUGACAGGUCUUCAGGGACCUAAAGGUGAAGCGGGAUUUAUGGGAACACCUGGUCCCAGAGGUCAGUCUGGUAUCCCUGGUCUUCAGGGUCCCAUGGGCCCCAUGGGACCACAAGGGGCCCCUGGCUUAAAGGGUGAGUCCGGACUUCCGGGACUUCCAGGAAUGGGUAAAGUGGGAGAGAAAGGACCUAUUGGUCCUCAAGGUCCUCCGGGGAAACCAGGCCCUGCUGGACUUAACGGAAAUCCCGGCCCACCUGGCCCUCCGGGGCCCCCGGGUCUUCCGGGAAAUGGCCAAGCAGUUGUUGCAGGUCCCACAGAUUCAGAGUUGGAAGGGGGUGAAGUGCCAGGAAACCGGAAAGGGCCAGCAUACAGUCAAGGUCCACUCUCUGCCUCGUUAGCACCCGCCUUCACAGCCAUCCUCUCCAAGCCUUUCCCUCCUUCUGGUAUGCCAAUCAUAUUUGACAGGACUCUGUAUAAUGGGCAAAAUGCCUACAAUCCCUCUACUGGCAUAUUCACUGCUCCUGUGUCGGGGGUUUACUACUUUGCGUACCACGUGCAUGUGAAGGGAACCAGCUUGUGGGUGGCGUUGUAUAAGAACAAUGUACCAGCUACUUACACCUAUGACGAAUACAAGAAAGGCUACAUGGACCAAGCGUCCGGCAGCGCUGUCCUCGAGCUGAAAGAAGGUGACCAGGUCUGGGUCCAGAUGCCCUCAGAUCAAGCAAAUGGUCUCUAUUCCACCGAGUACAUCCACUCCUCAUUCUCAGGAUUCCUGCUCUGCCCCACAUAACCUUGACCUUGAUUACAGUGUAUUGCCUUAUGAGCUCUUCAGAGAAGGCCAAAACCUAAAAUACUUGCAGCCAUACCAAUUUCAAAAACAAUAAAAUCAGUACAGUUGUAGUAUUUCAGUCAUGUUUUUCCUGUAUUGUUUGUUUUCUGCCUUGCAGCCAACAGCAUUGUUGAUAGAAAAAGCAUGAAUCACAACAGGAGGAUUUUAAAGGCAUAGGAAGGAAUGUUAUUCAUUGUUCUUGUUUUGUUGUCAUUCAAAUGUUUUGAGGUGUAUUUUUAUGUUAAUUAUGGUCAUUGUUUAUUAUUGUGUCAUUGUCGUUACUUGUAGUCGGAUUGUUUGGUGCCUUAAUUUUUUUUUAUUGUACAAGCAGACCUUUCUAUGCUAGUGCACACCUUGGACAUAUACCGACAUCAUAAAGACCAAUAUCACCUGACAUUUUAGAGGGAAAGGCGGGGGGCUUUAUCUAAUUUUAUCAAUGACAAUACUGGCCAGAUUAGCAUCAGUACAACACAUAACUGUUGCCACCAAUUGUAAAUAUCAAAGAAACACGUGGAACUUCACAUUCACCUUUACUUUACCUCUACAUUCACAUUAGCAUCUAUGGAUUCUAUAUUUUUAGAGUCUACUAUAUUGUGAGUUGGUUGCUUUCGCUCUCAUUUCUGCAGCCGACCAAUUGAAACUUUAUUUUUUCUUGAUACUUAAUUUAUUUUAGUAAACUAUACACAAAAGGCAAUCCAGAGAUACAGUCUAACAAAAAAAUUUUCAAAGUAUUACUGUAUAAACCAAGGUUAUAUUAAUUGACGAUGAUGCAAAUGCAUGUUUACAUAAUUCUUCUUUUGGUGCCAGAGAAAGAUGAUUGCCGGAAUUUAUGGAUUUGAGCAAAGGUUGUUGUUUUUUCAUUCCCAAGCCACCGCUUCCAGAAUAGUUACAGUUUAACAAAAUAUGACGACAAGGACAAAAUGUUUUAGAACUAAAAGUAGAGCGAGCCGGAAAUGCAAAGCACUCCAUUUUGACUCUGUGAAUAAGUAAAGGGACUGACUGAAAGGCCCACAGGUUGUGAAAUACAAGUUGUGUAACAUUUAACAAACCCCUGGCAGCUUUCUUUGUCAGGUGGUGGGCCAGAGGGUCAGAACUGCAUAUGUACUCGUUUAUGGUGACUGGAGCAUUGAGAUACACGCCUUGUGUGCGUGUACUGUAUAACCUUCCUGCCUGUGAGUGUGUCUAAGUAUGUACUGUAUGUGGGUGUCAGCGUGUCACAUUGUCCCAUUGGCAUUCAGGUCAUGAACGAUUUGGCAAAGAUAAUAAAAAAACUGGAAUGAAGUUACAAAAUACCGGACUGAACUUGCAGUUCUGUCAAUGUUCCAUCAGAACACAAACCUGUUUGUCCUCGAAGUUUGAAAGACAGUUCUAGAUUUACUUUUAUGGUGCAAAUUAAGGGAACAUAAGUGCAAAUAAAAGACGGGAGAAUUUAGUUGAUAUGAGAAAGACAAAUUUUCAUGGUAACACUGAAUAUGAAAUAUCACAAUGACAUGUGUGCAAUAAUUUGAUGUCAACACCAAAUAUCCUUUUGAGUAGUGCUGAUGAAUGUUUAAAAUGAUUUAAGACAAAAUCCCACCGUAAGAUUAUUCUUUAUUUAAAUGUAUUGCAGUGGAAAUGUUGCCCAAAACCAUCCGUUUAUGCAAUUUAAGACAUUCAUAUACAGUGGUAUGAAAAAUUAUCUGAACUUUUUGGAAUGUCUCACUUUUCUGCAUAAAAUCCCCAUCAAAUGUGAUCUGAACUUUGUCAAAACCACACAGAUGAAAAAAAACAGUGUCUGCUUUAACUAAAACCACCCCAAAAUGUAUAGGUUUCCAUAUUUUAAUGAGGAUAGUAUUCAGACAAUGACAGAAGGGGGAAAAAUAAGUAAGUGAACCGUCACAUUUAAUAUUUUGUGGCCCCCCCUUUGGCAGCAAUAACUUCUACCAGACGCUUCCUGUAACUGCAGAUUACUCUGGCACAUCGAUCAGGACUAAUCUGGGCCCAUUCCUCUCUCCAAAACUGCUGUAGUUCAGUCAGAUUCCUGGGAUGUCUGGCAUGAAUCGCUGUCUUUAGGUUAUGCCACAGCAUCUCAAUGGGGUUCAAGUCUGGACUUUGACUUGGCCACUCCAAAACGUGUAUUUUGUUCUUCUGAAACCACUCUGAAGAUGUUUCACUUCUGUUUUUUGGAUCAUUGUCUUGUUGCAGCAUCCAUCCUCUUUUUAGCUUCAACUGUCUGACAGACAUCCUCAGGUUUUCCUGCAAAACAUCCUGAUAAACUUUUGAAUUCAUUUUUCCAUUCAUGAUUGCAAGUUGUCCAGGCCCCGAGGGAGCAAAACAGCCCCAAAUCAUGAUGCUCCCUCCAUCAUGCUUCACUGUGGGGAUGAUGUGUUGAUGUUGGUGAGCUGUUCAAUUUUUCCUACACACAGGAUGUUGUGUGUUACUCCCAAACAAUUCAACUUUGGUUUCAUCAGUCCACAAAAUAUUUUGCCAAAACUUCUGUGGAGUGUCCAAAUGUUUUUUUUUGCGAACAUUUAAUGAGCAACAAUUAUUAUUAUUAUUUUUUUUUUAUUAAGAUAGCAGUGGUUUCCUCCGUGGAGUCCUCACAAGGGAACCAUUCUUGGCCAAAGUUUUACAUAUAGUUGAUGUGUGCACAGAGAUAUUGGACUGUGUCAGUGAUUUCUGUAAGUCUUUAGCAGACAAUUUAGUUUUUUUUUUUUUUUACCUCUCGGCGUAUUCUGCACUGAAUUCUUGAUGUCAUCUUUGGUGGACGGCCACUCCUUGAGAUAGAAGCAACAGUGCCCAGUUCUUUCCAUUUGUAGACAGCUUCUCUGACUGUUGAAUGAUGAACAUCCAGACUUUAAGAAAUGGUUGUGUAUCCUUUCCCAUCUUUAUACAAAUCAACAAUCAUUGAUCGCAGGUCUUCAGACAGCUCUUUUGACCGAGCCAUGAUGCACAUCAGACAAUGCUUCUGAUCAAGACAAUUCUUUCCAGGUGUGUGUUUUAUAGUGAGUAGGGCAGCUUUAAACCACUCAUCAGUGAUUGGGCACACACCUGACUUAAAUUGUUUUGUAAAAAUUGGUUUAAAUUGCUCUUUAAGUCUCGAUAGGGAGGGAGUUCACUUACUUAUUUUUCCCCCUUCUGUCAUUAUUUGCAUGCUAUCCUCAUUAAAAUAUGAAAACCCAUAAAUGUUUGGGUGGCUUUAGUUCAAACAGACACUAUUUUUACAUCUGUGUGAUUUUGACAAACAUCAGAUACAUUUGAUGGUGAUUUUAUGCAGAACUGUGAGAAGUUGCAAAAGGUUCAGAUACUUUUUCAUACCACUGUAAGAAUGUCAACACUGUGGUGCCUUGUGAUAUGAGUGUUUUGAUUUAUGCAUUGACAAGAUCAGUAUUAUAAGUUAUGGGGGAAGAAAAUGCACUCGACCUGGUCUGUUUGUCUCCAAAACACGCAAAAAAGCAAAUGCUAUGAAACAUUGUCAUCACAUGAGUCUACAAGAUGGUUCAAGGCUCGGUAUGUACUGUAUGUUGGCUUAUUUUUGGUAGCCUUCUAUUUUUGGAUACAAUAUGAAAUGGUGAUGUGAAUUACUUGUGGGUAUUAUUCUUUGUCCAUGUGUUUUAUAGACAAUGUCAUUUGCUUGCAGUGUUUGCCCUUUGUGCAAAUUGUUUAGCAAGUGCCAGUACGCUCCAUUUUAAUCACCUAUUGCUUUGAUAUGUUCUGCUUUAUUAAAAAUUAACUAUUAAAGAAUACUUUGCUUUGGUUUUUAAGGGAUUUUUAUUUUAGGUGCAUUCAUAAAUACAAGGCCAUUCCCAUUUGCACAAAUUAAUGAAGAUAUUUAUACAUUUAUAAUUUAAUAGGGAUGCCAACAUCGACCACCGAAAAACAGAACAUCUAACUGGUAUUUAACAGGAUCAAUAAAUUCAUGAUAUUUACAACAUGUAGUUCGCACCCUAGUGUUAUGUUUGUCGAGGAUUAUUUGUUGGGAUUUUAUUAUUUGUGUAAUGUACGAUGUAUCUACUUAAGAUUUUUUCCCCCCACACAAGGCUAUUGCGUUACUUUUGCGCAGUAAAAAUGUGAGUAUAAAAUGCACUCUUUUUGAUUUGGAAUUGUUUUAUGUUUCCUGCUUAUCAAAAAUCUACAAGUACUUGAUUGUAUUGAUAUUAUAUCAAUAAAGGCCU